AUGGGGACACUCGUGGCCAAACUGCUGCUGCCCACCCUCAGCAGCCUGGCCUUUCUCCCCACUGUCAGUGUGGCGGCCAAGAGGCGUUUCCACAUGGAGGCCAUGGUCUACCUCUUCACCAUGUUCUUCGAGGCGCUCCACCACACCUGUGAGGGGCCCGGCCUGUCGGUGCUCUGCUUCCUGCGCCAGGAUCUCCUGCAGUACUUCAGCAUCUACGGGACGGCGCUGAGCAUGUGGGUCUCCCUGAUGGCGCUGGCCGACUUUGACGAACCUCAGAGGUCAACGUUUGUGAUGCUUGGCGUCCUGACCAUCGCCGUGCGGACCUACCACGACCGCUGGGGUUACGGGGUGUACUCGGGCCCCAUCGGCAUGGCCGUCCUGGUCAUCGCAGCCAAGUGGUUGCAGAAGAUGAAGGAGAAGAAGGGCUUGUACCCCGACAGGAGCGUCUACGCCCAGCAGAUAGGCCCUGGCCUCUGCUUUGGAGCGCUGGCCCUGAUGUUGCGCUUCUUCUUUGAGGAUUGGGACUACACCUACGUCCAUAGCUGCUACCACUGUGCCCUGGCCAUGUCCUUCUUCCUGCUGCUGCCCAAGGUCAACAAGAAGGCUGGACAUGCAGGGCCCCCGGCCAAGCUGGACUUCUCCACGCUUUGCUGCACUUGUGUCUGAUCACACUGCCCAGCUCCAAGCCCUGCCCUCCUGUUUAGGGACCAGAGUCCCACAGACUCUCCUGGGGUCCUCCUGUCCUUCCCACCCGGGGUGUCCAGGAGGAACAGUCUCUCCCACAUCCUGAGAGACCCGCAGGGUGGCGAGACCCUCCAGGCUCUGCUACCUGUUCACUCUGCCGACUCUGUGCUCAGCGCUGCGCUGGGAGGAGAGGAACUUUCCCUCUGAAGCUCAU
Marmota flaviventris (yellow-bellied marmot) is the source of this 898-nucleotide messenger RNA. It is a transcript of the gene Mymk, whose product is annotated as myomaker, myoblast fusion factor. Gene Ontology annotation, cellular component: membrane. NCBI's taxonomy places the organism in Eukaryota, Metazoa, Chordata, Mammalia, Rodentia, Sciuridae. The record is from RefSeq and is a predicted model, not a curated record.